Hydractinia symbiolongicarpus is the source of this 3846-nucleotide messenger RNA. RefSeq names its product DNA-directed RNA polymerase II subunit RPB2. Gene Ontology annotation, molecular function: DNA-directed RNA polymerase activity; ribonucleoside binding; DNA binding. Gene Ontology annotation, cellular component: RNA polymerase II, core complex. The transcript is spliced from 21 exons. Gene Ontology annotation, biological process: DNA-templated transcription. The record is from RefSeq and is a predicted model, not a curated record. NCBI's taxonomy places the organism in Eukaryota, Metazoa, Cnidaria, Hydrozoa, Anthoathecata, Hydractiniidae. Bases 140 to 3685 code for a protein of 1181 amino acids.
CGGCAACAUAAGCUUGGUAUAAAUGGCCUAGCUUUACUCGCAUUGUCCACUCCACACGGCUCUGGAGAGAAUCCCCCAAAUCUGAACAUUAUCACCUCACUAACUUAUCAAAUCAAAGUUUGAUUCCAGUUCUGAAAGAAUGUACGACCCUAUAGACGAAGAGGAUCAAUAUGAUGAUCAGGAAGAAGAUGAUGAGAUCACUUCUGACUUGUGGCAGGAGGCCUGCUGGACAGUUAUUAGUUCAUAUUUUGAAGAAAAGGGUCUUGUGCGACAACAACUUGACUCUUUUGAUGAGUUUAUUCAGAUGUCUGUACAAAGAAUAGUAGAGGAGUCACCACCUAUUGAAUUGCAAGCAGAAGUUCAGUACACUGAAGCAGAUAUUGAGGAGCCGACACGUUAUCAACUUAAAUUUGAACAGAUUUAUUUGUCAAAACCAACUCAUUGGGAAAAAGAUGGUGCACCAAAGCCUAUGAUGCCUAAUGAAGCAAGACUUCGAAACUUAACUUAUUCAUCACCACUUUAUGUCGACGUUUCCAAAACAGUCACAAGAAGCGGACAAGAGCCAGAAACUGAAGAACAUGGAAAAAUAUAUAUCGGAAAAAUACCUAUUAUGUUGCGAUCCACAUAUUGCGUCUUAAAUGGAUUGCUAGAUCGUGACUUAACUGAAUUGAAUGAAUGCCCACUUGACCCUGGUGGUUACUUUAUUAUCAAUGGCUCUGAAAAAGUUUUAAUUGCACAAGAAAAAAUGGCAACAAAUACUGUUUAUGUAUUUCAGAAAAAAGACUCAAAAUACGCUUAUACAUGUGAAAUACGUUCCUGUCUUGAACAGUCAUCAAGACCAACAAGUACAAUGUUUAUUUCUAUGUUAGCUAGAGGUGGUGGUGGUGCUAAAAAAGGAGCCAUUGGUCAAAGAAUUAUAGCAACCAUUCCUUAUAUACGUCAAGAAAUACCCAUCAUGAUUGUUUUCAGAGCCUUAGGUUUUGUGUCAGAUCGUGACAUUUUAGAACAUAUUAUUUACGACUUUGAUGAUCAGGAGAUGAUGGAAAUGGUCAAGCCUUCCUUGGAUGAAGCUUUUGUUGUGCAAGAGCAAAAUGUUGCUUUAAAUUUUAUUGGUACUCGUGGUGCUAAACCUGGUGUAACCAAAGAGAAGAGAAUUAAAUAUGCAAGAGAGAUUUUGCAGAAAGAGAUGUUACCUCAUGUUGGUACCAGUGAUUUUUGUGAAACAAAGAAAGCUUAUUUUCUGGGAUAUAUGGUUCACAGAAUUCUUCUGGCUGCUCUGGGGCGCCGUGAACUUGAUGAUCGUGAUCACUAUGGCAACAAACGUCUAGAUCUUGCAGGGCCAUUGCUGGCGUUUUUGUUUAGAGGAUUGUUUAAGAAUCUCAUGAAAGAAGUAAGGUUAUAUGCACAAAAAUUCAUCGACAAAGGAAAAGAUUUCAAAAUUGAACUUGCCAUAAAAACUAAAACAAUAACAGAUGGUUUGCGUUAUUCGUUAGCUACAGGUAAUUGGGGUGACCAGAAGAAAGCGCAUCAAGCAAGAGCAGGUGUAUCACAAGUGUUGAACCGAUUGACGUUCGCUUCUACGUUAUCACAUCUACGACGUUUAAAUUCACCUAUUGGAAGAGAUGGCAAGUUGGCACGGCCAAGACAGCUUCAUAACACUCAUUGGGGAAUGAUCUGUCCUGCUGAGACACCUGAGGGGCAAGCUGUUGGUCUUGUAAAGAAUCUUGCAUUAAUGGCAUACAUUUCUGUCGGUUCCCAACCAAGUCCAAUUUUAGAGUUUUUAGAAGAAUGGGCUAUGGAGAACUUGGAAGAAAUUAGUCCAUCUGCUAUCAAAGAUUCAACGAAAAUUUUUGUCAACGGUUGUUGGGUGGGCAUACAUCGAGAUCCCGAGCAGUUGAUAUUAACAUUGCGAAGGUUGAGAAGAUUGAUGGAUAUUAUUGUAUCAGAGGUCUCAAUGGUCCGUGAUAUUCGUGACAAAGAAAUUCGAAUUUACACUGAUGCUGGAAGAGUUUGUCGUCCACUUCUAAUUGUGGAAAAUCAAAAAUUAUUGCUCAAGAAAAGCCAUAUCGAUCAAUUAAAAGAGAGAGAAUACAAUGACUUCGGUUGGCAAGAUCUAGUAGGCAACGGUGUUGUUGAAUAUGUUGAUGUAAAUGAAGAGGAGACGUCGAUGAUUGCCAUGAAUCCUGAAGAUUUAGAGGAUCGAGAACAGUCGUAUUGUUCCACCUACACGCAUUGUGAGAUUCACCCUGCUAUGAUUCUUGGAGUGUGUGCGUCUAUUAUCCCUUUUCCAGAUCACAACCAGUCUCCUCGUAAUACAUAUCAAUCUGCUAUGGGUAAGCAAGCCAUGGGUGUGUACAUCACCAACUUUCAUGUACGUAUGGAUACUUUAGCACAUGUGUUGUAUUAUCCACAGAAGCCACUGGUAACCACACGAUCGAUGGACUUCUUGAAAUUUCGUGAAUUGCCGGCAGGAAUCAAUUCAAUCGUUGCUAUCGCUUCGUAUACUGGUUAUAAUCAGGAAGAUUCUGUGUUGUUGAAUGCUUCAGCGAUAAACAGAGGCUUAUAUCGGUCUGUGUUUUACCGGUCGUAUCGUGAUGAAGAGUCUAGGAAAGGGCUGGACCAAGAAGAAAGAUUUGAAAGACCGCGUCGAGAUGAAUGCACAGGUAUGCGUAACGCUAUAUACGACAAACUGGAUGAAGACGGAUUGAUUCCUCCUGGUUCUCGAGUAAGUGGUGACGACGUAAUUAUCGGUAAAACCGUCACUGUUCCUGACGACGAUGACGAACUUGAGGGACAGACGCGUCACUACACGAAACGUGACUCAAGCACGUUCUUAAGAGCAAGUGAAACUGGUAUUGUUGAUCAGGUCAUGUUGACUAUCAACGAAGAAGGAUAUAAAUUCUGCAAGAUUAAGGUACGUUCUGUACGGAUCCCACAAAUUGGUGAUAAAUUUGCCAGUCGUCAUGGUCAGAAAGGUACAUGCGGAAUCACAUAUCGACAAGAGGACAUGCCUUUCACAUGCGAAGGGAUUUCACCAGAUAUUGUUAUUAAUCCUCAUGCCAUCCCGUCUCGUAUGACAAUUGGUCAUUUAAUCGAAUGCUUGCAAGGGAAGGUUUCUGCAAACAAAGGCGAAAUUGGCGAUGCCACGCCCUUCAAUGACGCAGUGAAUGUGCAGAAGGUUUCUAGUUUGUUACAAGAAUAUGGCUAUCAUUUAAGAGGGAAUGAGGUUUUAUUUAAUGGAUUUACUGGUCGUAAGUUAAACGCUCAAGUAUUUCUUGGUCCCACAUACUAUCAACGCUUAAAACAUAUGGUCGACGAUAAAAUCCAUUCACGUGCUCGAGGUCCCGUCCAGAUUUUAACCAGACAACCUAUGGAGGGCCGAUCUAGGGACGGUGGUCUUCGAUUUGGUGAAAUGGAACGUGAUUGCCAAAUCUCUCAUGGCGCAGCGCAAUUUUUAAAUGAGCGUUUAUUCGAAGCGUCAGACGCGUACAGAGUUCAUGUGUGCAACAUCUGUGGUUUAAUCGCGAUCGCAAACCUCCGCAACAACACGUUCGAAUGCCGUGGCUGUAAGAAUAAAACACAGAUUUCACAAAUUCGCAUACCUUACGCAUGUAAAUUACUUUUCCAAGAAUUAAUGUCAAUGAGCAUAGCGCCAAGAUUAAUGGUAGAUGCUCCUAAAGUUUAGUUACGAAGAAUAACUGGCAUGAUGGAGAGUGCUCUCCGCCGUUUAUAAAAAAAUCGCUCAACGAACCUCAUAACAAAAGGACAACGAGGAAUUGUUAUAAUAUUUCUUAACCUUUUUAAUUUGAUUGCUAAAAAACAGAAACAAAAAGGUUGUAAAUAGUG